AUGCAUUCCAAAAUUGUGUUCAUUUUUAUAUUCUUCGGUUGCUUAACACUUGUUUCAUCGCAGUUAUUCUGUUCAGAUUUGCUGAAGCGUAACCAUACGAAAUUUUAUCCGGUGCGUCAUUGUCAACGCUCGAAUAAAACUCGAAUUGCUGCCAAAAAUGUGGCCAAUCUCAACAAGUGUAUCCAAUUCGCUGAGAAUAACCAAGCGUUGGCAUUCAAUUUUGGACACGGUAAACGGCCACAAAAAAAGGGCGAUCAAGAUGGUGACCUGCUCAAUUUGUUCGAUGUUAAACGAGAGAAAGAGGAGAAUAAAACGAAAAUUGAAAAAAAUCUACAAGAAUUGGUGGAAAAUUCUGAUCCAUAUUUCAAUUGUGAGGUGUUAAGUUGUCCAGAGGUUGGAAAUAUGUCAACAAUGAUCAAUGAUACGCGAUUUGAUUAUUAUUCACUCUAUGGAAAUGCGCCACAGAAUGCAACAUGUUUUCCAUCAGUUGGACUAUUCAUGUACUAUUACGAUGACCGAAUGAAUUACACAGAGGCAACGAGUACAUGUGAAGGUCAUCGAGGUUAUUUGGCGCAGAUUCAGCAAGUGUUCGACAUAAAUAAAUCGCCAGUCAUAUCACAAAGUACAUUGAAUGAAAAUGUUGGUGCUCCUUUGAAAAUUCCUAUAAGACAUGCGUUUAUUGGUUUGAAAGAAGUUGGACGUAAAGGGAGUUUUGCCGAUUCACUUGGCAUUCCAUUGCAAUGCUAUCGUUAUCGAGCCUGGGCUCCAAAGUUUCCAAGUGAAGAAAAACGAUUGGGCUGUGUUGCAUUGACCGCGUCAAGGUCGUGGAAAAUGUUCGACUGUCGCAAGCAUGCACCAUUCAUAUGCGAGCUAAAACCAACCAAACCCCGUCGAAUCAAUCGUCGCAAAUUCAAUCGUCGAUGUUCGUUGAAAAGACCGAACAACUAA
Molecule: messenger RNA, 948 nt
Organism: Sitodiplosis mosellana (orange wheat blossom midge)
Lineage: Eukaryota; Metazoa; Arthropoda; Insecta; Diptera; Cecidomyiidae
Exons: 5
Coding region: 1-948 (315 amino acids)
Source: RefSeq, a predicted model, not a curated record